Molecule: messenger RNA, 5182 nt
Organism: Cadophora gregata
Lineage: Eukaryota; Fungi; Ascomycota; Leotiomycetes; Helotiales; Ploettnerulaceae
Exons: 4
Coding region: 682-2535 (617 amino acids)
Source: RefSeq, a predicted model, not a curated record
GUACAGUACAGUACAGUACAGUACCUACGCUCUCCCAAGCGGCGGGAAACGAGCCUUGAGCCUCACUGCCGACCGCCUCUAUCCCUCCCUACGUAUACCUUAGCACGCAGGCACGCGCAGUGAAGAUCCAUCCAUAUGGCUUCUAUGCACCGCGCUACGAGUACUCGAAACGAGCACUCAUUACUGGCCCGUUACUCGAGUACGAAUACGCAGCGACAAUGAGCUUGGGAAUAGCCUAUCCGCAAUCAAAGAUCAAGCGGCAGCUUGCAUCUGCAUCAACAUCAACGUCAACGUCAACGUCAACGUCAACAAGAUCGUCAAGACCUGCGGCGGCUACUCUCCGCUGUCUCCCCAUCUUCUGACGCACCAACCUCGGCCUCUUUCGCCUUCAACGGCUUUUAGGUCUUCAUAAGCCUUCCCGACGUUCCAAAUGCGACUCCAGCGGAUAUUCAGGAACUCAAGGAGCUGAUUCCAGACCUUGAGACAUUUUCCAAGCGCGCUACUAGCUACCCUGUGCCAAGUUUGGAGCUUGAGAGUGAGAGUGAUAGUAAGGGUGCUCCGGAGAGGACCUAUCCCUUUCUGUUAACUUUCAACUACGUUUCUCUCCACCUCGGCAUCCCUAACGGCCAAAACGCGUCCGAAGAAGACCUCCCAGAAUUUAGCCAGGUCGUCGUUCAAACGAUGUCGUUCUUCCAAAAAGAGGCCGCCAAGCAACAAAAGCGUGGUCGUGGUCGUCCCCGUGCUUCGUCAGUGGUUGCUCGUCCCCGGGCCUCAUCGGUCGACAGCGUUGCCAGUGAUGAGUCCACCGAGUCUCAGGCUCGUAUGGCAAUUCACGGCACUGGUCCGCGUGCCAUCUACAGGGAGAACGCUGCCAUCAAGCCUAUCGCCCCGAACCUUGUUGACAAGUUUGAGACUUACCCGAGUUACCUGCUUGAGGAUGUCACCGUUGAAGUGCCACCUGGACUUUCCGCAACGGAAGCCGAUUAUGCCCGAAACGUCAUUCAUCAACUAGAGGACAAUCGUGCGUCUGAACUCAAAGUAACUGGUCUCUUAGUCGUUGAAGAGGCCCAAAGAUCUGAAUUGAUCAAAUACACUCAUGGAAAGCUUACCGAUCUCAACAGACAGUACAUUACCCUUGACAAUGUUCUUGCUUUCUCCAUUGGUCUUGCCGAAGACACUCGAGCUCCAGCUCUUUGGCUACUCUCUGAAACUGGAUACUUUGAGAUUCGUCCCAACCCAGGGUACCGCAUAGUCUUUUCAAAUAUGUGUAAGGCCAUCGGUUUGAAGUUCUUCACUGAGGAUUGGUACGAGGACCCCAAAUCUGCCCGAACCUGGAACAGUAAUGAUGACGAGAUCCUUGAGAUAUUAAGAGAGUUCACUGCCUUUCACAUUGGUGCCACGGACACGCAACAUCAGUGGAUUCUCCGCUGCAGAGAAUACAAGCAAUUCUUUCUCAACCAAUUCGAUAUUGCCGACAAUGCCACGGUUUUGCAAGGGAGUUCUAUCUAUCAGUGGUUCAAACAAGGAUGUCCUGAUCUUCAACCAAGCCUCGCAAUUCAGCCAUUUGGACCAGAGCCCGACGCUCCAUAUUUCUAUCCUGUUGCAGACAACUCCGACGAGGAAAGUGAUUUUGUAAAGGAUGAGAUUGAAGAGUAUAAUAAUAAAGAGGGAGGCCCUGAAGAACAUAACCUUGUAGGCAAUGACGGCAACAUUUUAAAUCCAUUUGAAGAAGAUUUCGCCACCCAAAUCAGCACCACGCUUAGCAUCGACUCGCCCUACCACGGCCCUUACAUCUCCAGAAAGUACCCCCGAGGAGCUCCAGCUAAUGCUUCAAUUCCUGUUCAUCUCGCCGCUUUGAUCUGCCAUAUGGUUGACAACGGAAGAUGCCAGGAGAAUGAAGACUGUUCUGUCAAAGCAAUUGGAACGGCCGUUUACAAGGACUUCAGUAUUCACGAGUACCGAACUUGCCAGAAGCUUCUUGGCUACUUUGGUCAUGAGAUUGUAGCUUUGUUGCCUGAUGCAUAUCGCAAAUAUUCAUUCUACGAGGAGCUGGCAAACGAUUCCACAAAGUCAACUGUUCAUAACGCGGAUCUUAAGCAGAAGACGAGUUCCACGAGCGUCGUCAACUUGUUUUUGGCUAUCAUCGAGGGUCGCAAGUCUUUCAUUCGCCGUAGUGAGAAGAACAGUACGUGGAAGGCUCAAAAUGUUUAUGCCAGGACACAUAGCAUGGCCCCUCCUCCACGCCCAAAGAUGAAUAAUCGCCGUAAAGCACCCACGGGUCUUGGAUCAGCUGCAUUCAGCGAGCAACAAGUAGCAAGUUCCGUCAACCCAGACAUCGAGAUGGAGAACGGCCAGUACACGUUCGGAGACUACAUGAGAGCCUAUCACGCGCGUUAUAGUACUCCAAAGUGGACCCCUGAACUUGAGCACUGCGUCACUCCAAGUAUGAGACAAAGAUUCCUUGCAACACUUACUGUGAGUUAUCUACAUCCUCCAAACAGCAAAGUCUUUCUCAUUGAAAUAUCACUAGGCUGAAGAACGCAGUAAAUAUUUGCAGGAGAGAAUUUUAACUUCUUACAAUGACAAGCUGGUUCGCGACGCUCAAAAGACACCCGAGCAGCUUGCACAGGAAGAGAAAGUAAAGCGCAUCAAGAAGAAGCGUCUAAGCACCCGGAUCAUUUGAACACUUGUAUCGAUUGGCUAAGCAUGGGAAGGGGCGCAUAUGGGAUGGUUGGUUGAUUGUACGAUUGAUCGAAGAUAUAUUUUUGGCGUUUGGGCAGCGUCAUCGCUCUUUCAUACAUUUUGGAUACAGAUCCAGCACAGGAAACGAUACCCAGGCUUUGAGGAUGAUAUGAUGACACGACAACAUGAAUGAAAUGGGAUGGAGGAUUCUUCUUCUGUUUCCAUCUUGGCCUUAUUUUUGCUUGAUCUGAUUGUGGCUAUAACACCUCCAUCGCUACCCCAAAGAGCUUCCCAUUGACAGCAGCCUUUCUCCUACUAAUAAUCUACAGGGAAGUCUCGAGGCCUUUAAAAUUUGAAGCAUUGAUUUGUCUUUUGGAGUAUCAUGCCCAUAACUGAAUGAAGAGUUGGAAGAGUCCGAAUGUCAGGGGAGCUGAGCCUAGCAGGUAUGGUUCCCGCCAGAUGGCGUCUGAGGUAGAAGUGGGGCGAGGUGGCAGAUGGGGGGUUGGGAUUGAGAUUGGAAAAGCAAUUUAGUUGGUCCGUUGACAUUAAUGGUUUUGGUCCAAGGACUGGGGAAGAGGGUAGAUGGGAUGGGAUGUACUAGGUGGGGUUAGGGUUAGGGAGGGACCAGGAGCAUGGAGUAAGUAAGUUUGAUAAGGGAUUUUUGGAGAACGUUUUCCUCCGGGGUUGUGGAAAACAAGACAUGCUUUGUGGUUCGCUGAGGACGUUCAAGGUGGUAAACUCUGAGGGAGAAGAAGGAAGUCGAUUUUUUUUUAUAGGCUAGCUGUGAGAGGAAGAGGAAAGGGAAUGGACAAAAGGGAGGGGGUUUCUCCCUUGAGAACAGCGUAGGACAAGCGAAAAACAUGUGUGGGACACGUAUGUGAGUAUCUUGUAUCCAUUUAUGUUAAUUGAUGACGCUGUAUCUGCGAUUCCUCACUCAGCUUCCUCAAUUUUGCUCGCUGAAGCAGUUGGGUUAUACCUAGGAUGGAAGUCAAGUACAUGAGACUUCUAUGGCAGUUGGGAGGUAUCGAGAUAUGUAUUAUAUACGUAUUAUUCCUCUUCGGUAUCUAUAGUGCAAAGAUCUUAAGUAGCACUCUCAAUCUUGCUAGAGGAAGUCCCGACGGGACAAACAGAGCAGACCAAAACACAACACAGCACAACAGAGCAACACAUGACCAAAAACUCCUCAGAUAAUUUGUUUUAUCUCGUAUCGGGACUCGGUACAACUGCGCUCGCUUUAGUACAACUGAAUAUCAGAGACAAGCCCCGCGCCACGGACCAAAACAAAUCCAAACAGUGACCGUUUCAAAACCCCGAUCCAGAAUCCUGUCAUCAAAUGCAUAGUGUUGCAAUUGGCUGGAAGCGAGGCAUACUACGGCGUCAUCGCAAUAUUGAGGAUCUGGAUUCGGAGGACUGAGAUUUUGGUUAUCUAGGCUGUACAGCAUGGGAAGCUUGAUGGAAGAUGAAAAGGAGGAUGAAGGGGGUUUGGAUAAGCGAAUAACACGUGAUGUGGCGAUUUUUCGCCAGGACGUGAUGUUGAAGGAACAGAAAAGCGGGAGGAAUGAACGCCACUACAGUUUGAAAGCGGGAUGGCCUGAUGACGAGGGGAGAAAUGAUCAGGCUGCAUGGCAGCGCAGCGCAUUGCAUAGCAUGGCACUACCGUCGUUGCAGAUAAGGGAGUUAAACAAACGCAGGCAGGCGGGGUUCCUCAUGUACACAGACAUAGGUAAUGCUCGAGCCAAACGCAAACCCACCCAGUGAGCCUCUUCUCCCAAGAACGCCUUGGAGAGUGCCAGAUAAAAGAAACCAACAAACAAAUGACUGGACUGAUAAGCAAGCAACGGAGGCAAGUGCCGAACCAACGAACAAUGAACCAACAAACAAGGCUGAAUUGCAAUCAACAAUCUAACAUGCACUGGCAGAAAAAAGGCGCUAAACUCAACUCAGGAGAUACCUGACCAACAAGUGCAAGGAUAACAGAAUGGCGACAGCAGACAGCGAACAGCGCGUCAGCGUCAAGCAAACCCUGCACUCGCGUCUGGAUAAUAUAAUUCGACAAGCUGCCAGCAAUCAGAUCUUGAGUACGAAGAUCGAAGGGGAAACGAGAAGAGGAAAUGGGAGGUAAGCGCUGUGAUGGGCGCCUGUAUGCUGUUUGGGAUGCGAGAUGGUUGGCUGGGAUUGGGAAGGUGUGGGUGGCAGUCUGGCAGAGCGUGGUAUUGGGCGGGCCUUGAGGGCGUGGCGUUUGGGAGGGCGGUUGGCGGCUAGGUGAGGGGAAGGAUGAGUGCGUGAUGAGCUGCGGAGGAUGAGAGGCUGUUGGAAGGAAUGGAUAGUGGCAUGUACUCUAGAUGUACGGCAUGGAAAGGACAGAAGCUGGAUGCAAAGCGAAAAGGGAAGGAAAAUAGUGGACGAGCACGUAAUUCUUUGGUAAAUAAUCAGAACCGCAAUGCCCGCAAUAGACGAAUCAAAAUACAUCAGACGAAAGAUGCAGCCAAUCGUGUGACUG